Rubroshorea leprosula is the source of this 2109-nucleotide messenger RNA. Lineage: Eukaryota; Viridiplantae; Streptophyta; Magnoliopsida; Malvales; Dipterocarpaceae. The record is from the annotation of a GenBank genome assembly.
GAAUUAAUUAUGUAAAUUUUGAUUCUUUUGGUACAGGACAUGAGUAAUGUGGCUAAUAUUGAUGUAACAAUAGCAAAUAAUGCUAUUGAGUUGCAGAACAAUGAUGGUGAGGGUGAGAAUUUUGGAAAGAAAAGAAAGGGUAUCCAAAAAAGAUCAAAGGUAUGGCUACACUUCACUGCAUUUGAUGAUCCAGUUACUAGUCAGCAGAAAGCAAGAUGUAAUUAUUGUGGAAAGGUGUUGUGUGCUGAACCUAGGAGAAAUGGUACUUCUACCAUGAAUGGUCAUAUUGAAUGUUGCUUGAAAAAUCCUAGUAAUUUGAAAAAUAAUACAAUGUUGAAGUAUGUUAGUAAAAUAGAUGGAAGUAAGGCAGUGAUUGAUUUAGGAACUUGGAAGUUUGAUGAAAGUGCAGUGAAGAGAGCAUUAGCUGAAAUGUUAAUUAUUGAUGAGGACUCCUUUAGCUUAGUUGAAAAAUUAGGCUUUAGGAGGUUUUGUGAAGUAGCAUUGCCACCAACUUUUAAAAUUCCAUCUAGGAGAACCAUCACUAGACAAUGCUAUGACAUCUAUGUAGAACAUAGAACUGCCUUGAAAAAUUACUUCAAAGAAUCAAAUUUUAGAGUUUCAUUAACCACCGACACUUGGACUAGCUUACAAAGAAUCACUUAUAUGAGCUUGACUGCUCAUUUCAUUGAUGCUAAGUGGAAGUUACAUAAGAAAAUACUGUGUUUCUGUCCUGUUGAUAGUCAUAAAGGAGAUGAGUUGGGAGAUCUUCUUGUUAGAUGUUUGAAGGAUUGGGGGUUAGAAAAAAUUUAUGCAUUAACUGCUGAUAAUGCAUCAGCAAAUGAUGGACUUGUGAGGGUUUUAAAAGAUGCAGUGAAUAAAUGGGGAACUGCUAUUCUUGGUGGGAAAGACAUUCACAUGAGAUGUGCAGCCCACAUCAUAAACUUGGUUGUUGGUGAGGGUACUAAAGAAAAAGAGAUGAAUAAAUCUGUGACUGCAAUUAGGGCUGCAGUUAAAUAUAUUAGGCAAAGUCCUAUGAGGUUAAAGAGAUUUAAGGAGGCUUGUGAGUGGGCAGAAAUUGAAUCUAAAAAGUUACUGUGUUUGGAUGUCCCAACAAGGUGGAAUUCACUUUAUUUAAUGCUGGACACUACUGAGAGGUUUGAGGAAGCUUUUGAGAGAUAUGCAAGACAAGACCCACACAUGAAGAAUGAGUUGAAUGAUGGUCCUAAGGCUCCUGGAUUUCCUUCUUGCAUAGAUUGGGAAAAUGUUGAUCAUACACUUAAAAAAUGGGAACGGGAUGUGGAUCUUUAUGAACUUGCUGGUAAAAUGAGAACAAAGUAUACAAAAUAUUGGGGGGAUCCAAGGGAGAUGAAUAAAAACAUCUUCUUUGCAGUGGUGUUGGAUCCAAGGUAUAAGAUGGAUUAUUUGGAGUAUUUAAUGUUGAAGAUGUAUGGUCGUAAAUCUGAUGGUGAACUUGAUGAUAAUGGGCCUCUUUAUGUUGUUAUGGUCAAACGUGAGAUGAGAAUGUUGUUUGAAGAAUACAAGAGGUUGAAUUCCUCUACUGUGAAAUCAAAUGACCCUCAAUCAUUUGAUGAACAAGGAAGCAGCUCUAUCUCUGCAACCAAUAUGCAAAGUGUGGCAGAUCCGAAAAAUAGAGUGCAAACAUCUGAAGUGAGGUCUGAUUACAAGAAAUUUAAAGCUGCCAAUGGUAGAAGGGCAGAAAAAACAGAGUUGGAGAAGUACUUGGCAGAAGAUCCUGAGGAUGAAAACGAAAAUAUUGAUGUUCUUCAGUGGUGGAAGAUGAAUGAGCAUAGAUUUCCAGUGUUAGCAUCCAUGGCAAGAGAUGUCUUAGCAGUUCCAAUAUCGACUGUUGCUUCUGAAUCAGCAUUCAGUACUGGAGGUCGAGUCCUCGAUGCUUUUCGCUCGUCAUUGACACCAAGAAUGGCACAAGCUCUCAUUUGUGCACAAGAUUGGUUGAGAGAUAAGGCUGUUUCUGAUAUAGAGGAGGAGGAUUUGGACACACUGGACAGUUUAGAGAAAGAGUUUGAUAAGAUUCAUUUGGAUUCCACCAUUCUUGAAUGAAUGGUGGACUUAUAAAUGGUAAGGUACAAG